AUGUCUUGGGACGACGAAGCUAUCAAUGGUUCUAUGGGUAAUGAUGAUGUCGUUUUGAUGGACUCAUGGGAUGCUGAACUUGGUGAUGAUGAACCAGUCAUGCAAUCUUGGGAUGCAGAAGAGGAAGAAAAGAAGCCUGCUCCUAAAGCCAAAAAGGAACAACCAAAAAAGGCUAAAAAAACCAAAGAGACCUCCACUGACAAAGUUUUAUUGGAUAUUGACACAUUGGACGAGAAGACACGUAAAGAACUAAUCAAGAAGGCCGAAAUGGAGUCUGAUCUAAACAAUGCUGCUGACCUUUUUGCUGGCUUAGGUGUUGCCGAGGAACAUCCAAGAGCACGUGCUUUACAGAAGGAACAAGAGGAACAAGCUCUAAAGAGACCCGCCUUCACAAAGGAUACACCUAUCGAAACCCAUCCUUUGUUUAAUGCAGAAACAAAGAGGGAGUACCAAGAUUUAAGAAAGGCCUUAUCUGCUGCUAUUACACCCAUGAACAAGAAAUCACCACUGAACUACUCUUCGUCAUUAGCCAUUGAUUUAAUCAGAGAUGUAGCAAAACCAAUGUCUAUCGAAUCUAUUAGACAGACUGUCGCUACUUUGAACGUUUUGAUCAAAGACAAGGAAAGAGAAGAAAGACAAGCUCGUUUGGCCCGUGUGAGAGGCGGUACUGCCACUGGUGGUGCCGGUAAGAAAAAGGUCAAAGGAAAAACCAAUUUGGGUGGUGCGUUCAAGAAAGAUCAAGACUUCGACCUAGAUGGCCCCGACGAUUUUGAAUUCGGUGAUGACGACUUCAUGUAA
This is a messenger RNA of Saccharomyces mikatae IFO 1815, 798 nucleotides long. It is a transcript of the gene HCR1, whose product is annotated as translation initiation factor eIF3 core subunit j. The record is from RefSeq and is a predicted model, not a curated record. The transcript has a single exon. Gene Ontology annotation, molecular function: translation initiation factor activity. The coding region runs from base 1 to 798 and encodes 265 amino acids. NCBI's taxonomy places the organism in Eukaryota, Fungi, Ascomycota, Saccharomycetes, Saccharomycetales, Saccharomycetaceae. Gene Ontology annotation, cellular component: eukaryotic translation initiation factor 3 complex; cytoplasm.